AUGGAGUGCAUGGUUUCUGAAUUACGAAAUGUCGUGCAGUACAAGCGCGAAGGAGGGAAGCGGGUUCUAGCGUUUCUUCCUAAACCACAAAUGGAAUUAGAGGACAGAUUCAUCAUGUCUUCAAGCUUUUUAGACUCAGAAGUUACUGAGAAUACUCAGUCUGAAGAAUCACUGAAGGAAUCUGAGGAUGUUUCUUCAGAUGAAACUGUGAAGCAAGAAGAAUCACUCAUAAUUUUGCUGCUGUCAAUUGCUUUUGUGUCAAUCUCACUCAGAGUCUCUAGGGAUUGA
Vicia faba (fava bean) is the source of this 288-nucleotide messenger RNA. The record is from the annotation of a GenBank genome assembly. Lineage: Eukaryota; Viridiplantae; Streptophyta; Magnoliopsida; Fabales; Fabaceae.